Messenger RNA from Bolinopsis microptera, 3053 nucleotides. RefSeq names its product Krueppel-like factor 6. The transcript has 5 exons. Lineage: Eukaryota; Metazoa; Ctenophora; Tentaculata; Lobata; Bolinopsidae. Bases 42 to 1244 code for a protein of 400 amino acids. Gene Ontology annotation, biological process: regulation of transcription by RNA polymerase II. The record is from RefSeq and is a predicted model, not a curated record. Gene Ontology annotation, molecular function: RNA polymerase II cis-regulatory region sequence-specific DNA binding; DNA-binding transcription factor activity, RNA polymerase II-specific.
CACUACUAUAUAACAAAUAAUUUGAGGAUAAUGUACAACUAAUGAGUGCUAUGACGAUGCUGGCCCCUUGUAAACUUGAGCAAAACAGCAAAAUUCUCGGACAAAACACUAUAUCCGGUCACCCUAUUAUAAAACAAGAAACCAUUGAGCCCAGUCCGCCACUUGUCCCCAAAGGGGAAAAGGUUGAAGGUGGUUCAGGAGAAGAUGUAGCUAUGGACAUUUCAAUAUCACUUACACGAGAUGAGAUGGAACAGUACUUACCAAGACAAGCUCCUCCUCUCCUUUACCGGCCCGCUAAGAAAAUAAACUAUCGGAGAGAAUCUGCCAAGGUGGUAGACGAUUUCUUCAACAAUGAAGCAGCUAAAGGUUCCGGAGAUGGACCUGUGGACCCUGCCACCUUCAACCCCCCCUCGUCUCUACCAAACAUCAAGGAGGAGAGGAUAGAUUUCAUGCGGCCUGCCCCGCCCCUUUUUAUGAACAAUCUGCAGCCCCUCCAACCAAUGGGGCCCCCCAUGGGGCACUUAUCACAAGGUCCCCCUCCGCCGCCUCCCCCCGCUUCACACCCGCCUAUAAAGCAGGAACAGUUCACCACUUUUGAGAGUUACCCUGUUACCAUGGCACCCCAAGUUAACCCCAUGAGACCGGUUAUAAGUCUGCCAGAGACAGGAGCAAUAGCUGACACCCUGCGCCCCGCCAUGACGCUGCCAGAUCAGACCUUACCUAGCUACCAGGCUAGUCUAGACAGUGCUUCACAGAACAGCCUGCAGAGCGGCGGCGCUGCUCCCAGCUCUAUCCACCAGGACAUCAAGACCUCUGAUAUCCUCUCCAUGCUGAUCAGAAGCGCUAAUAUCCCCAACUCUCAGCUCAACAAUCCCGGACUCAGUAUGAUUAACUCGCACCCACUUACUCACCUACCUGCUACUGAGUCUAACUACGGGCUGGGCAUGAGGCGCACGCCCGUCGACAACACGCGCAAGCGCGUACACAAGUGCGACCACAUCGGGUGUACCAAGGUUUACACAAAGAGUUCGCACUUGAAGGCGCACCAGAGGACCCACACAGGGGAGAAGCCUUAUAAAUGCACGUGGGAAGGCUGCACGUGGAGAUUUGCGCGCAGUGACGAGCUCACUAGGCACUACAGAAAACACACGGGUCAAAAACCGUUCAAGUGUUCACACUGCGACCGGUGCUUCAGCAGGAGUGACCACCUAGCUCUCCACAUGAAGAGACAUUUAAACACGUGAUGUGUGACGCCAUGCCACGUGAUGUGUGACGUCACACCACGUGAUUAUGACGUCAUACCGCGUGGUUUACGAGAAAGAAUGCAUGGCACGUGGGACUUACAUCCGUGUCUUUUAAUACAGAUUAAUGUAAAGUUUGUAGUUCUAAGUAAAGCCUCUUUGACAAACGCCGUUAUUGCAAAGGUUUUUAUUAUUUGACUGUGAAAUAAUUGUAAGUGUCGGAAUAUAAAGCACAUACAAUAUCUGCAAAACUACUAAGCUUUUUGUACUAAGAUCUGAGAUGCACAGUAAGAUUUCAGCAGGCCUUCCUUCCACUGUACUACAGUUAGCCCCAUAUAUGGGCAUCACGUGGGGUCCAGUAUUUAACCAGUAUAUAACAUUAUCCUGCAUAAUAUGGGGAUAUUAUGAUAUCAGUUAUUAGUUACACUAAUGUAACAGUGUAAUAAGGUUACACUCCAACUGGGAUAUUCACCACAUUUUCUCCUGAUCUGUAAAUAAUUUAGCACAAGGGAUUUGCAGAGCUUGAUAAAGGAGUUACACGUGACGUUUGUUGUCUAUUUCUGGUGAUGGUAACUUGAAUACUGUAGUAGCGAGGAGGGGCCCUCAGAUUUGUACUGGAUUAACUAUGAAAUGUAAUUGUGACGUUAUUUCGCGCUUUUUAAAGGACUAAAUAUUCAGUAAUAUAUAACUUUCUUUAUGAAAGUAAAAUGUGUUGUGUCGAAACUUAAAAUAAUCUUAUACAAUAUUAAAUAUAUUAACUGUGUUUUUCCUUUUAAAUUUCGCUUUCUGCGGUGUAUAAUAAUUAUAACGCAGUCUGAAGACAGUUCGGCAAGCUAAAAACUUUCAAACCUUGAAAGUUAGUUAUACAAUUAUAUAACUAUAUUAAUAUAUACAAUAAUGAAGUGCAUGGUAACUAUGGUUACUUGAUUAGUAAAUACUUAAUUAGUAAGUAUAAUAUUAUAAUGUCUUUCUUUGAAGUGUUGUUAUUAUAGUUUUUUAAAAAUUUCUACCACACGACUCCACGUAAUACAAUACGUGAGACGUUACAAGACACGAUACUCUGCAUUUUCCUUCACAAUACCUUGCGCGUCACCAAUACUCCAAACGUUUUGCAAGAAGCGCAUAUGUGCGCGUCAAGCGCAGAUGUGCAUGUUGUUUUAGCGCAAGUUUUUGUGAGCUAGGCACUAAGUAAAUUUGUUACCAUCAGAUGUUGAUUGUAAAGAUUGUGCUUAACCAUGGAGUACUGCUGAAGCUACACGAAUCCGACAUUCUGACUUAUUGUUGCUCAGAUUUAUCAUGAUUAUACUGACAGAAAGUGUCGCACAAGUGUACUUGUGGUGCGCACAAGUGUACUUGUGUUGCGCACAAGUGUACUUGUGUUGCGCACAAGUGUACUUGUGUUGCGCACAAGUGUUAAUUAGUUAAUUUAACUUUAUAACUUAUUAGUUAAUAAUUUUAUAACUAAUUUAGUAAACAAGACACUUUGUUGAGACAAACAUGGUAACGUGUGGAAAACGUUUGAUUUGUAAAUCAAUUAUAAUGAAAUAUACUACCACUUACCAGCAAUACAACUAACAAUUAAGUAAUAAAUUGGUAAUUAUUAAAAUCUUUUUGGCAAAUCUCCCAAUUCAAACUUGCAAUAAAACUAAGGGGGUUGGUCUAGUGGUGAUAUAACUAAUUUACUAGACAAGUGAUAAGUCCGGUGGGAAGAUAAAUAUUUUACUGGACACAAAUAAUAAAAUAGAGUGGCGUGUCUCUGUAACUUAUUUUUAUCAAUAAUACGCUAAUAUGUAAUCUUUUUCAAAGAUUUAA